AAACGAAACGGGAAUGUAAUCGGCUCGAAAAAGCGAGAGCGAAACAGAGCCGAUGUGAAGAAUCGCGGAGGGUGAAAAUUUCUCGAGGAUUCUUCGUCGUGCGAGAAAGAGAGAGAAAGAGAGAGAAAGAGAGAGAGAGAAACGGCUCCGAUUUGCAGCCCCCGAUUCGCGAGCACGGUCACGCCGUCUUACAUAGCUGGAUUACAGUGACAACCGAGUGAGUACACGCGUGGAUAGAGUGAUAGAGUGACUGGAAAGAAAAACGGAGUGGCUUCCAGAAGUGGUCGUCCAAACCAUCGUGUGAGACAAUUCCGUCGCUCCUCCGCGAAUGCAAAGUAGGCAUCGCUAGCCGAAAGUUGAAUGGCGACUCGGUCGUGAGGGGUUGGCGAAUGAGCAAGGCGGGCCGUCGCGAAGCGGAAGAGCCGCGGAGCCGCGACCGAAAGCAGCCGAUCACGUCGUGCUUCAGCCCCGUCCUUGACAAGGCAGGGUGCUGGCAGCCGUAUCCUCCGUCAAAUCACAAUGGCGCCCAGCUCCGUGCUCGCGGAAUCGUGGCCAGCCACGAUCGACUGAUGCGGCGGCGGCGGCAGGUAUCAUCGUAGGCACACCGAUGCAUUCCCGUGUCUACAUCGGCCGCUCGAUGCCUCGCCAAUUCAAAUGAGCGGACCGCCGGCCGAUCUCUCGAAACGUCACCGCCAGCGGUUUCGCCAGUGCGAGGAGGCAACAUGAAAAGAAUCCGCGAGAGGCAUCCGCCGAAGAUAAAAGAACGAUCGUGGCAGUGAUAAUAGGAUGCGGGAGUAUGUUGAAGCGCGCGGCAUUCCCGCCUGAGGGUAUUUGGCAAUCACUCUCGCUCAAAGUCGAGUAAAUAUCGCUCAUCGAGGGAUGAAAGAUUCAAGCAAUACAGCAACGGCGAUGUAUGUGUGCGAUCUGCGAUUUAUCACCGUUCUCGAUUAAAUUCGAGGGGAAGGCAAAUCAGCGGCCAGGUCUCGAAUCGAAAUGUUCGCGAAAGAAUGGACGAAUAUCGAUGACAAAGUGACGUUUCACGCGCUUAUCGCAUCGGCUGUCUCCGAAUUGUCGCCCGAAUGAAACUCAAGGGGACGCACGAUCGAACGAAGACGGUGUGUCUCUGUUGAGACAUCGUCCUUGAAGGACAUCUCCUAUCUCCGUCGUAGUUACCGCGGCGAAGGGCACGAUGCCGCGCGAGAUCGCGGUGGAACGCGGCAAACCGGCACCGCGUCUCGCGAGCAAGUGAUAAACGACGAACGGUGAGGGCGAGUGAGGGGAGGGUGAAGAGUCGUGUGGUUCGGCAUCAACGGUUUUUGCAGGAUAACCAAUCAACCUGGCGAACCAAGAGGAAGGCCGCGGCUCGGCGGCGAUGCAGGGCAAGGAGAGCCCCAUUGGGUCCAACACCCAGGAGACCCAUCAGUACGUCGGCCCUUAUCGGUUGGAAAAGACCUUGGGAAAAGGCCAGACUGGUUUAGUGAAGCUCGGCGUACACUGUGUGUUGGGCAAGAAGGUGGCGAUCAAGAUUAUCAACCGCGAGAAGCUUUCGGAGUCGGUGUUGAUGAAAGUGGAGCGCGAAAUUGCAAUCAUGAAACUGAUCGACCACCCCCACGUACUCGGCCUCUCGGAUGUGUACGAAAACAAAAAAUAUCUAUAUCUUGUUCUGGAACACGUCUCGGGCGGAGAGCUGUUCGAUUAUCUGGUUAAAAAGGGUAGAUUGACUCCGAAGGAAGCGAGGAGAUUUUUUCGACAAAUAAUUUCCGCAUUAGAUUUUUGCCAUAGCCAUAGUAUAUGUCAUAGAGAUCUGAAGCCUGAGAACUUGUUGCUGGACGAGAAGAAUAAUAUUAAGAUAGCGGAUUUUGGAAUGGCGUCUUUACAACCCGCGGGCUCUAUGCUCGAGACUAGCUGCGGAUCGCCUCAUUACGCUUGCCCCGAAGUCAUUAGAGGUGAGAAGUACGAUGGCAGGAAGGCGGACGUGUGGUCCUGCGGGGUGAUACUUUACGCGCUUCUGGUGGGCGCCCUACCCUUCGACGACGACAAUCUGAGAAAGCUGCUGGAGAAGGUGAAGCGCGGAUUGUUUUACAUACCGCACUUCGUGCCGCCCGAGUGUCAAAAUUUGCUCAGAGGCAUGAUAGAGGUUGAUCCCGAGAAGAGGCUGACGUUAGCGGAGAUAAACAGGCAUAUUUGGGUGACGGCGGCGGGUAAGGGCGAACUGGAGCUGGAAUUGUCGAUGAUGGACGUGGUGCAGACGCACGUUAUUCCGUCCGUAGACGCGAUCGAUCCCGACGUGCUGCAGGCGAUCGCUAGCCUUGGUUGCUUCAAAGAACGUGAUAAGCUCAUCCAAGAGCUGCUCAGCCCGAAUCACAACACGGAGAAAGUAAUAUACUUUCUGCUGCUGGAGAGAAAGCGAAGAAGACCGGCGUGCGAGGACGAACUUGAGGUAAUGAGGGGCGGCAUGAGGGGAUCCGCGGGUGGACAACUGGAGGCUGAUCCGCCGAGGAAACGAGUGGACACGUGUAGAGUGAACGGAAGCACCGCGCUCAAUCUCGGACAGAUCAGUCACGGCUCACCUUUGACUCCCAGAAGACAGUCCAGCACCAGACACCAUGCGCGACGAUCGCCGAGCACAGGCGGCUGUCACACACACGCCUCCCAUUCGCACACGUCGACGCCGGGCAGUUCGCCGUUGCACGCACCUGCGGGUCUGCUGAGUCCCCACAGAGCGAUGCCGACGUCGCACAUAGGCCAGACGAUUUCCGGAAGUCCUCACAGACUGUCAACUGGUAGCAGUACCACCGCCACUUCCGCUGGAAACGGCGAGAGCCCCAUGAGUCAGAGCGUCCCGACGCCGGCGCCAGCGCUCACCAGCGUCGGUAUUGAACUCAACGAGAUGCAGCCUGUAGUCGCCGUCGGCGUUACACCGCCAGGAUCACCUCACACGGGAGCGGGAUCCGGAGCUCAUCACUGGAGAUCGCGAUUGACCACGAUCAAAAAUUCUUUCCUGGGCAGUCCCAGGUUUCAUCGCCGUAAAUUGCUCACAAGUACCGAAGAGGUGCACCUCACGCCGGAUUCUUCGCCGGAACUUACGAAGAAAUCAUGGUUCGGUAGUUUGAUGACUACGGAGAAAGACGAGACCUUCACCGUCCUGGUCAAGGGGAAGCCGCUGGCCAGUGUCAAGGCCGACCUGAUCCAUGCUUUUUUGUCGAUAGCCGAAUUAUCUCACAGCGUGAGCUCACCGAUGUCGUUCAGAGUGGAGUACAAGAGAGGUAGCACCGCGCCCGUCAUGUUCCAGAGACAAGUGCGAUUUCAAGUUGACAUUAGCGCGAUCUCGAAGGCGAACGAGCCUCUCUUCGCCAUCACCUUUACGUUAUUGAGCGGAAACAUCCGAAGGUUUAGGCGAGUGUGCGAGCACAUUCAGUCCCAAGUGUGUUCGAGGAACGUGGGUAUAAACUUGGGAGGGCAGAGCAGAGCCGCGCCGCCUAGUCCGAGGGCCUCCAGGAAAUUCACCACGGAGAUGAGCGAGAGCUCCAGCUGCGGCAGCGAUACCAGCGAGCGGCUCUUCCUUAAUCCUCAUCCAGCUACCAGACAGGUAGUCUGUUUCAACAAGAUCGACUCGGACAUCGAGUCGGACACGUCGGUGUUCGACGUGAAGUCACCGGGCCGCGAGAACGGCAGGAGAAGCUCAACGUCGACGAACAACAAUAAUGCUCUGCCGGGCGACGCGACGCCGACGCCGGGCAGCCCGCCGAAGGCGGUGCGAAGCAACUCCGAGAGCCAGAACACGCCCGAGAAGAAAUGCGUCACCACGAUGAGCGGCAACAACAUAGCGUGAUACUACCAGAACCUGCGCUUCGAGUUCCAAUCGAGUAUGAAGAACCUGUGGGACAGCGCUCAGAGAUUUUGGUGAGAUUUCUCCUCUGACGUAAACGUCCUCCGAACGUUUUAGCAGAGUCGCAGAAAUGCGUGAAGCAGUUGUACGUGUAAUACGACAUUGCAACAAUACAAGAUCGAAGAUCUAACGUCGCGAAUCUUUCCAUCGGCAAGUUUCCAUAGCGAGAGGAUCGAGAGGCGACAGCGAGGGUAGUGCGUUCGUUCGCGUGUUCCAAUAAAAUUCGAAAUAUCGAAAUCUUCAGCGUGAACUCUGACAAAUUUAUUUUCCACUUUUGGAAGUGACGGACGCCUGAUUUUGUCGGGCGAAAAGUUCGCGCGUAAAAGUUUGGUCGAACAAGUCGGAUUUAAACGCGACGUAUCAAGGAAAUCAUACUAUUCUGAUUACAAAAUAAAAAAAAAAAAACUUACGAGGAAGAGAUAUUUCUAAAUUGCCUCCAGAUAGAACCAUCACGGAUCUCGCCGUAGUGUAUAUUUCAAUAUAAGAACCUACACGAUGCGAUACACAAAGAAUCAUAUGAAGAGAGAAGAAAAGAAGAAACAAGAAGAGCAAGAAGAAAAUCUGCGAAAAGUUGUAUGUAAAAAGUGAAUUGUAAAAUAUAUCUAAAAACCGUGUUUCGCAAAGCUCAAAUGCAAUGAUGUGACGAUACCGGUGUUGUUUCGCCAGCAGAUAUUGUUGCAAGAUUGCAUCACACUGUGCAAUAUACGUUUGUCGCCGAUUCUCGCGUGUUUGCAAAUGGCGCUUUUGCGUUAGGCGUCUUUUAUUCGUUAGUUAGAGAAAAUACAAACGCCGCUUCAAGCACACCACAUCAUUAUUUCAAUAAAUUAUACGUUAUAUUCGUCCAGAUUAUGAUUUUCAUUUGCGCCCUCGUUCGGUCGUCGCGUAAUUCUUUUUCUACUUCAAAUCGAUUCUCCGUUACAUCAAUCUCUUCGAAGCAACCUGUCUGAAAAUGCGCACCGAGUACAAUCCCGACAGGAGACACGAGCCCCGGCGCGAUCGAGAGAUUUAUUUUUUUGUCACGCACGAUAGAGAGAAAUAAGGAGAUAAAGAGAGCUUUCCAUGGACACUAGAAGAUAUUAAUAAUUAUAUAUAAAUAUAUUUAAAAAAAUACACAUAUGCCAAUCUCACGAUUGUAUGAAUUGUGUAUGUGACUUCUGGGUUCGCUUUUCGUGAGCAAGAAGGAGGAAGACGACGAAGUCGACGAGGGCAUGCAAAACCCGCCGCGAAGCGUUUGAGGGCUAGUGUUGCCGAAUGUAACUCGUAUAGAAAAAAAAGUAUAUAUAUAUAUAUAAGAUAAAAAAAAAGCAGUAAGAGCUGCACUUCCCUAUGCGAUAAGAAAUAAGUAGUUAUAAAGUUAUUCUCAACACAGACAUAUCUCGAGAUUGUCCCUAUCGGCUUUUUAGUGAAAAAUGAUAUGAGGCGUAUUGUAAAUGCGCAUUUAGCACGUUUCGUUUCUAAACAAAGGUUCAUUAUAUGUAUAAGGAUACGUGGUGAUAGGCGAUUUUAUGAAGAGAGGAGAGAAGACUAGAUAAAAUAAAACGGCGGGGACGAAGCGCACGUAGAGAAAAAUUAAGCGCCCCGAUAAUCUCGAAGAGCGAUAUCUCGCAGUUCGAGAUAUCGAAUAACGAUGUUUCGAUUUGCGAGAGUCAAUGUCGAGAGAGUGCGACGCGCGUAGUGCGGAGGGAGAAAUUAUCCUCGACGAUUAUCCAACGAUGUCGCAAUCUUUGAAGUUCUCACGAUUAGGAAUUAGAUUACGUAGUGAGCGAGGAAGAAAGAGAGAGAGAAAGAGAGAGAGAGUGUGUGUGUGUGUGCAUGUGUGUGUGUGUGUAAGAUUGUGUGUAUAAAUGUUCGCACGAAUCAAAAUCGUGUUUUUUUAGCGCGCGUUGGAUCUCCCACAAAUAGACUCUCGCUUUACAUAUUACCUACGUAUUAUAUCGCGCAAUUGUGGCGAUUUGUUCCUAUAUAUAAAUGUUCGAGGGCUAUAUCUCUUCAGUCGAUUAAUAAUACGAAAGAAGGAGAGAACUAGCGAUCUCUUUUUUUUCUUUUUUUGCCCGUUACAUUUCGGAGUGAAAUUUCGCGAGACGCAAAGCGCGGCGGUGUUCCACAGCUGAAGUUUAUCGUCGGUCGAAGACGCAUUGACAGCACGCAUUUGUCAGGCGGAAGAUGAAUUUAACUGGAACGCGCGGUCGAGGAUGUGUUACUGAAAAGUGCGAGUGUGAAGAUUUGUGAAAUUGUUAAUUCUUAAUUGUUCUUAAUUUUCAUAGUUGCACACUCGCGCUUGAACGUUUCAACAGUGAUCUAAAUUAUUAACAAAAAAAAUCAUCUUUUAUUUGCACGCUCCUUCCUAACGCGCAAUUCUAUUACUUUCAUUAUUACAGAAAGGAAUUCUUAGAUUUCAUCAAAGAGGAAACAAAAAAAAGAGUAAGCUUCAGCAUUAGUUAGUUAAGAGUUCUAAACGCACAAUAAUCGGAUAAAUUGUCCAUAAACUUGUCAUAUUGUUGAUCGUACUGUAAUUAUGAAGAAAUACGUGACGAAUGCCGUUAUACGAAUACAGCCGUGCUUGAUUCGCGAUGAAAAGCCAUCCGUGCGCAUUGCUCGCAGAAAGAACAAGUGAUACCCUCUGAAAUUGCUAACGGUGUAAAUCAUUUCUCUUUGUUAGAUAUUUUUGCAUUGAUGAAUCGGGCUUUGCAAUAUACGCAAAAAUUGCGAAAUUAUCUAUUAGCAUGUGAGAGUGAAAGGAAGAGAGAAAGAAAGAAAGAGAGGGAGCGAGAGAGGAAGAGAAAGAGAAAGAGAGAGAGAGAGUGUGUGUGCCUUUGCGUAUGUAUUAUGAGUCAGAAUAAGAAAGAAAAUGGAGAUUCUCGUUACAUAGAAGAUGAAUGUGGACAUUACAGGAUACACACACCCACACCCACACAUACACCACCACGUAGAAACUAAAUUAGCAUAAGCUUGCAAUUAUCUAUUUACUAAUUGCGGUUAAAUAUACAACUCUAAUCAUACAGUAAGUAUAUUAUAAUAACAAAAUGAGAGGAAAGGAAGAGUAGUGAGCGGAAGAGGGCGAUUAGAGAAAGAGGAAGAGGGAUAUGAAACAAAUUACCGGCCAUAUUAAAUUAGGAUUUUAUAUUGUGCAAAUCUGUGAAUGUGAGCUAAGGAGGAGAACUAAAGUACUUCAGUAUGCAAAUUCCUAUUAGUGAACUCGGAUGAAUUACCGCACCGGCUCCGCGCGCGGAAGAUGCAAAUUUUCGGAACGAAUCUCUGUCUCCCGUUUCGCCGCACGAGAAUAAGCUGUGAGACAUAUCCGCGGGAUAUUUUCCUGCGGAUCGAUCCGGCGGAUCGGCACCACGCGCGUCGAUCCGCCGCGUCGGUCGCGACGAAAUAUCACUUACCGACAGUAGCCGGGCCGCUUAUGCACUCGCAAAAAUCUCUUGUACGAAAGAAAGAACAGAAAUACUCGCUAUCUCUCGCGUGUCUCCAAUUUAUUUUUCGAUUCGCUUUUGCAUGUCGCGAGAUGCUGCGAUUUGCUGCGUGCGAGCAAUUGAUUCUGCAAAUUGUUAUUCGCCCGAGGAAACUCAGACCGCCACUACUGAACCGAGACGGUUUCGAUCGGCGCGUUACUGCAUUUCUUCAAAUGCAAUCAAUUCAAUUUGCAAUUUGCUUGGCGAACGGUAACUCAGAUUUCUCUUUCGCGUCUCCAGCUUUAUCGCUACUGCACAAAUAAACGUCCGCGCUCGCGGCAAUCCUGUUUCCGGCGGAUAACCGAAGAUCGGUUAAACUUAAAGCUCGCGCGCGGAUCGCAGCGAAAUAUCUCACCAAGAGAGACACACAGGUCUGCAGGCAUUAUACAACACAAAUUCCCGACAUAUUAUACUCUUAAGGCGCUAUAAGCUAGGUUGAAUAUAGGAGAUUUUUAUACGAUUUAUAAGACCAAAAAUGCAAUUUGCGCGAUCGAUUGAUUUAUUAUCGCACAUUUCUCCAUUGGCAUUUUGUUGAAUGCGCCCUGUAUUCUUCGGAGUGUGCAACCCGCGUGUGCAUUCCGCUGAAUUACGCGAAUUCCGUCGCGAUGGCGAUCUGAUAAGCAUAUCAGGCGUCUGAACUGAGUUCUGAACAUCGUGCUUUCUUUCAAAAUUCGACGAUGGCGAAAGUGGCAGCAGUGAAAAAGAAAAAAAGUUCUCCCUUUGAUCGGUCUUUACGAACUUGCGCUACACGAUUGCACAACUCCCCCGAGAGUUCGCAGUGUAUCUAUAGUUUAUCAGGACUCAGAGGGAUAAAAAACGGCGACGGAAUCGCGCGAGUCGCUGCGACGUGCCUCGCGUCGUCCUCAAGUUCCUCAAGAGGACGCGUCUUACCUAUUGUAAGAUACACAUACGCUCUUGUCCAAGUGAGAAUUCCACGUGGGUUAAAUUAGUAUCAUGCUUCUCUGUCACGCAUCCAUAUGAAAAAUACUCAUCGGCGCGAUCGUCGCGCCUGUCAUACGUACCUAUCUCUUUGACUAUCACGCUGACCUUUCGUAGCCGCGACAAACGACGAGGUCCAAUUAGUUUUAGCCAAGAUUUAGUAAAAGCGAGGAAGAAGACUAAACUCUCACCGGAUGUUUUUGUGGUAUCGUAUAAUCCUGACGGCAAGAAUGUUCAAGAGACAUCAUUACGACCUUGUUCUUUUUUCUCUCUCUUUUUGUCUUAUUUAGGAAGAUACGACUGCGAAAGCACCCCCUUCGAGACGACGCUUCUCUUUAUCGUAUACACUGUCGAUUGUGUUACGCUUAUUGGUUGCAAAUAAUGAUUGCACCACCGAUUGCACUAAUCGCCGGGUCUUGUACAUCAGCACCUAUCGGUCCCUUAUCAUCAUUUUGUAGAUUAGGUAGGCAGAAUUAGCGAGUAACACGCGAGACUUUGAGGGAUCAUGCUAGGUUUUACUAAUGAUCGAGGAAAACGUGCUGUGGCUUAAACCAGUAGAAGCGUGAAUGUGUUUCUCAAAUAAAAAAUUGUAAUAUAGCGAACAAUUGCAGCAGCGGCAAGAAAUAAAUCUCGCGAUUGAAUAGAAUGAAGAAUCGAAAGAAAAGAUCUGUCUGUUUUAAAGCUGACGUCGGUUUAAAUAUCUCUGAUACAUAAAUCAGAUACAAUCGAACUCAAUUAUGUGGAAAGAAACCAACUUCAAAAUGUGAUACAGCUAUUUUAGCAGAAUUAGAUGUUGAAAAAAAUUCCACGAUGACAAAAAUAUAUGACAAUUGAUUUUUGAUAAUUGUUCAUUAUCUCUCUUUCUCUCGGCGAUAUUUUGCAGAAAUUAACAGUUGAUUUCUUUCUGCACAAUUACGUUUAACCAAAUUAGAUCAAGACAAAACAUUUUCUCUCGGUAUCGUUAACGAUUUUGCCGCGUUCGAAAUACCCGAUAAUAUGUUUCUUUUCAUCGAACAGUAACAAAAGUAUAUCGCGAAACAUAAAUCUGGCAACAUCUUCCUCGCGUUACACGUUUUGAUCUAUAGUAGACGCGCAUAUGUAGUAUGCGCUGAAUAUUUAGUGACGUCCAAACAAACUGACAAUAACGGCUGUGAGUGAGCGGUAUUCUUUUUGAAAAAAAAAUCUAUUCUAGCGUAAAAAGCGCGUUCCGCUUGAUUUGCCAGUGCAAAUCGGACGAUUACCGUGUCCGAUCGAUGUUACCGCAUCCAGCGCAUGCACGCAUCAAUGAUUUACAUGGCAGCAGAGUUACAAUAAAUUUCGGUCGACGCGGAUCCCAAUCAACGCCGAUCCGGAUUCGAGAUACAGUAUACGUACCCGUUUCUCCUCGCAUUUUACGUAAUCUCUAAAAAUUCAAC
This is a messenger RNA of Linepithema humile (Argentine ant), 9698 nucleotides long. It is a transcript of the gene sff, whose product is annotated as sugar-free frosting. Lineage: Eukaryota; Metazoa; Arthropoda; Insecta; Hymenoptera; Formicidae. Gene Ontology annotation, molecular function: ATP binding; protein serine/threonine kinase activity; tau-protein kinase activity. Gene Ontology annotation, cellular component: cytoplasm. Gene Ontology annotation, biological process: microtubule cytoskeleton organization; protein phosphorylation; intracellular signal transduction. The record is from RefSeq and is a predicted model, not a curated record.